This is a messenger RNA of Gambusia affinis (western mosquitofish), 1028 nucleotides long. RefSeq names its product transmembrane protein 107 like (gene tmem107l). The coding region runs from base 363 to 785 and encodes 140 amino acids. The record is from RefSeq and is a predicted model, not a curated record. NCBI's taxonomy places the organism in Eukaryota, Metazoa, Chordata, Actinopteri, Cyprinodontiformes, Poeciliidae. The transcript has 5 exons. Gene Ontology annotation, cellular component: MKS complex. Gene Ontology annotation, biological process: protein localization to ciliary transition zone; non-motile cilium assembly.
UCAGUAAUACCGAGCGUACAAAUGUAGUGGUUGUUGUAGCAACGGUUGUUAGCGUCAGCGUAGCAAACACGCGAAAAAUUUAAGUUAGCUUCUUUCGUAAACGAAGGAUAUUGUAACCAGAACUUCAUAUCACCGAGAUGUAAACCAAAUAUAGCUAUUGUUUGUGGAACCACAAGAGUUUAAACUAAUAAUUUACUUACUUAUUAAAUGUUAGCUACAAAUGUUAGCAAUGUGCUAAUGUAGCUUUACGGAAUUCCGCAGUGUUUAGUAACUUGAGCUUUGGCUUUCGGGCGCUAGUAAGUGUUUAUUGCUUCGCUGUUGUUCGUCUUUACUCGGUAGAAAUUGAAGCCAACAGUGCUAGUAUGUCGGCUGUCAGCAGUCUUGUCCCUGCCCGGUUUCUCACCCUCAUAGCUCACCUUGUCAUCGUUAUUACCAUCUUUUGGUCAAGGGAAUAUAAUGUGAAAGCUUGUUUACCUUUGGAUUUUACCCAAGAGCAGUAUGACACUGAGGACAAAAAGUUGGUGGUGGGGCUGGCAGUCACCCUCGGUCUGUUUGCAAUAGAGCUGACUGGUUUCUUUUCAGGAGUGUCCAUGUUUAACUCCAGCCAAAGUCUUCUUUCAACAGGAGUCCAUGCCAGUGGCUCAGUGGCUCUACUUUUCUUUCUAUUUGAGCAGUGGAAUUGUGACAUCUACUGGUGGAUCCUUGCCAUUUGCAGCGUCGUACCGGCCUUCGUGGAGAUCCUUCUGUUUAUAGCAGUUGUUGGACUGAAGAAGAAACCCUUAUAAAAAAAAAUUGUUUGUGACAUUGAAAAAGUAACAUUAGUGUGGGAAUAGACAAGUUUCAGUGUGAUAACAUUUGCAGUUGGCAGAUGAUAUAUAAUUGAUGUAAAGAAUAAUGGUCUGAUAAAAAUGAAUUGUACUCAUGUUAAAAAUCACUGCUCUUAGCAAAUUGUAGUAGAUUACAUUACAGGAGCUAUUUUUGUACAUAUUUUGUAUAUUUUGAAUAAAAUUGGAAACAGCUGCUUUCAA